Molecule: messenger RNA, 2883 nt
Organism: Diabrotica virgifera virgifera (western corn rootworm)
Lineage: Eukaryota; Metazoa; Arthropoda; Insecta; Coleoptera; Chrysomelidae
Gene: Cx
Product: homeotic protein Sex combs reduced-like
Exons: 3
Coding region: 354-1361 (335 amino acids)
Biological process (GO): anterior/posterior pattern specification; regulation of transcription by RNA polymerase II
Cellular component (GO): nucleus
Molecular function (GO): DNA-binding transcription factor activity, RNA polymerase II-specific; RNA polymerase II cis-regulatory region sequence-specific DNA binding
Source: RefSeq, a predicted model, not a curated record
CUGUUGUGAGUAUCGCAUCCUAGUACACUAAAUCCAAUGAACGUGUGGUAUUGCCCAGUCGUGGCGCCGCUAAAACACACGCGAACGGUCUGUCUGUCACUACCACAUAAGUUUCCACGUGAGACACAACUUUUGAACGGUUUGUCAAAUGAUACGCGAUGUGCUACCUCAAUCUCACCGCUACUAAUUCGAGAUCGUAAAACUUGUUGGACAGUUUUAUAUCCUCAGUCACGUGCCAACGUUUAGUGUUGUGUUUAUUGCUCCAUUAGUGUUAACAAACAAUUUAUUACUUCGCUGUUUAGCGCGCAUUGACGAUAUGUAAUUGGACUUUAAUUACACCAAAGUCGUAAACGAUGAGUUCCUAUCAGUUCGUGAAUUCUUUAGCGCAAUGCUACGGACAACAAGGACGAUCCGGUGAACAAACUCAUCAAAACCCUACUCCUGGAGGUGACUAUUACAACCCCAAUGCAGCUGCAGCUUCUAGUUACCCACCUGCUUGCUACUCUCCUCCGCAAGUAGGUCCGCAAUAUCCCCCGCAUCCAUAUGCUACACCAGCACCAGGCCAUGGGCUUCAGCCCACAAUGGGCGACUAUACUCAGCUCCAGCCACAACGAAUUCCUGGUGCUGCAAGCACACACAUGCACCACGCUAGUCCUGGUGGCCAAAGCCCUGGAAUGCUAAAUCCUUCGGCUAGCUGUAAGUACGCUGAUUCAACCUCCUCGACAGGUGUAGCUUCUCCACAAGACCUAAGUACUAGUGGACCGCCGACUAGAGCCACUCCGCCUCUAAAUAGUACACAAACUAGUAAUAAUUCUAACGCGACUAUUACUUCAAAAAGUUCGGGUCUAACAUCUCCUUUGUCGGUCAGUACUUCUCCCACUGGAAAACCACCUACGGGAUCUUCGACAGCUUCGCAAAAUUUAUCGUCGCCAGCUUCGAGCACUAGCUCCACCUCGAGCAACGAAAAAUCUGGAUCAAAUAACAACACGAAGAGCGGGAGUUCAUCGAAUCCUCCGCAGAUCUAUCCUUGGAUGAAAAGAGUUCAUCUUGGACAAAGUACUGUGAACGCCAAUGGAGAAACGAAGCGCCAAAGGACGUCGUACACUAGGUACCAAACUUUAGAGUUGGAGAAAGAAUUCCAUUUUAACAGAUACCUGACAAGGCGGAGAAGAAUCGAGAUAGCCCAUGCUCUCUGCCUAACCGAGCGACAAAUAAAAAUAUGGUUUCAAAAUCGGCGGAUGAAGUGGAAGAAGGAACACAAGAUGGCCAGUAUGAAUAUCGUUCCUUAUCAUAUGUCCCCAUAUGGUCACCCUUAUCAAUUUGAUCUGCAUCCUAGUCAGUUUGCCCAUCUUGCAACUUAGGAUGUUUUUUGAAUGUGAUUCUGUUAUUAUAUAGAUUUUCACCUGGCGUCCCUCCAGGACGAAGGGUAUGCAUUCCACCAGGCCAUGGGGAUGGGAGGUAUGGGCAGCAUGCAGCGCGGUCUCUACGCUUGCGGAAGUCCCUACAGCUAGCCCUGGGCCACCUAUAACGGAGACUGCGGCCCAUCUUAGGCCAAAUUCGGAUCUUGGAGCAGUCUUCGGGUCGUGGUAACGCGAUGGAUCACAUGGCGGGAAAUAUGGAGGCAGUUAAUUGAAAGACAAGAAACAAGAAACUGUAUUAUAUUCUAAAUGUUAAAAGAUAUUCCUAUCAGGAAAUCACUCAAUAUUAGUCCAUUCACUCACGGUAAAAUAUUGCAAAACCUCCCAAUUUUCAAGACCAGCUUGGACUGACAUUAAAUUUGGCACACAUGACCUGCCUAACAUGUCAAAGAAAAAAAGUGAUAUUGUGCUGAUGUGUACUUUUCCCCUGGUGGUGAGUACCACCACUUCUCGGGUGUGAAAAAACAUACGUUAAAAAUAAGUCCGGAGGUGGAUAAACUGACUAAUUAUAGAGUUUUUUUCAAUAUGUAAGUCAGUAAUUCUCGAGUUAUUUGCGAGUGAAUAUGUUCGUUUUUCAACAAAAAAAAAACAUGUUUUAGACGGUUUUUCGUAAAUAACUCAAAAAGUAAGUAUUUAUCGAUAAAAAUGUUCUUAGCCAAAAUAUAGCUAAUAAAAAAGAGAAAAAAAAUGAUGUAUGCACGAAGUCUGUAAAUUCAGUAGAAGCAGAGUUAUAGCUAAUGAAAAGUAGGUUCUUAUUCGUCAAUUUCCAAAUCGAAUCUUUUAAAAUUAAACACUUUUCGUGGAAAACUUAUCAAAACUUAAGUCUAGUAAGUCAGGAAAUAAAAUUCGAAACUUGUUUCAAUGUUUAAACUAAUCACAAGUGUUAAAAAAAUGCUUUAAUAUUGUUUUUUUAAGUUUCUAUCAUCAAAAGUAAGUAAAUUACGCUCAAAAUAAAGUUGGUCCCUUAUUUAAAUAACAAAAACAUCGUGAAAAUCACCCCCUAAUUAGCAUCCCAAAUGAAAUUAAUCGUGACCGCAAGUUGCUUUAUUUAUGUAUUGUUUAAUAUGAUCUGUAAGUUUCAUCGGUUCAAAGUGCUUAUUUUUUAAAGGGCUGUAGUUGAAAGGGCUUGAAAGAGUCAUUAAUCACGAGUGUAUGAAAAUUUUGAACAGCCAUAUCUUAACCAAUUUUUGUCUUACAAAAAAAUAAAAAAUCCAAAAUAUUCAGAACAGCAAAACAUAUUUUUUUACUUUUCAAGAUUUUUCGUAUCACUAAUACUUUUUGAAUUGUUUUGAAAAAAGGCAUUUUUUUAAAUUUCAAAUUUUUUUUUUAAUUUAAAGCCAAUACUUUUUUCAAAAAUAAGCACUUUGAAAUGGUGAAACUUACAGAUCAUAGAAACUUACAUAAGCAAAUAGUCCAGAAAGCCACUGCGCAUCCGUUAGAAAAAAUAUUCUAAUUCGGAUUUUUU